Phymastichus coffea is the source of this 1822-nucleotide messenger RNA. Its product is annotated as calponin homology domain-containing protein DDB_G0272472-like. The record is from RefSeq and is a predicted model, not a curated record. NCBI's taxonomy places the organism in Eukaryota, Metazoa, Arthropoda, Insecta, Hymenoptera, Eulophidae.
AUGCCAGCCGUCGUGAAACGUGCACCUGACCAACUUAAACCAAAAAAGAAAAAAAAAAUCAAAAAAAUAAAGCCCCGGGUACUGAAACUCAAAAGAUGGCUGAAGACGCCCGAAGACUGGGCACAAUUCGACGCGUGGGUGAAGGUUAAUGCGCUUCCAAGAAAAUUACCAGAUCCCGAACCCAUAAUCCGCAAAGCAGUGAAACUACGCCAACUGAAUAAACGCCUCAAAGUUCUCUCCAAACCGAUCGUUCGCCCGGUGACUCAGUGCGUAAAACGGUUAAUGACUCGAAACAUUCGAUGUGCGCAAAUGACCAAACGCACAAGAGAAUUGGCAUUCCCGAAAAUUCGUAUGCCUCCCGAAUGCGUCGAGCUCGGUUGCGUUAAGAGAUCAGCUUUGAGAUACAGGGCAACAGAGAACAUGCUAUUGUUAAGUCAACCGAAAAUUAGGCCAAUGGUGGAGUGUAAAUCGUUUAAUCAAGUGUGUAGAAGAUCAAUAAAGAGAAAAACUUCGGAGAGAACGGACGAGCUUGCGAUACCACUCAAGAGACGUCGACUGAAUGACCAGUGCGAGGAACCCGAGGCGAAGUGUCAAAAGACAGGAGAGGUGAGGUGGAUAUUUGGCACAAAUUUUUCCUUUUUGUCGAAUUUCAAUUUAUUUCAGUUAUCCUCAUGGAUGGAAUUCUUAGCGAUACCAAGUUACCGUAAGCUGAUAGGCCAAGAAACUGAAAAGGCACAAAAAUGGCGCGAUCAAAUUAUCGAGGAAUUGGAACCGCGAGGCAAGCAAGCGUACGAAGAACAAAUGAAAAGGCGCGCCGAGUUGAAACGUCGCGAAGAAGAGAGACGGUGCAAGGAGGAAAGACAGCAGUACUUAGAUGAGCAAAGACGACUCGAGGAGGAAGCGAAGGCAAUAAGUAACAAGGGAACGAAAGUGAGACUCAUGUGUAAGGAUAAUGAAGACGAAGACGAAGAUGUGGCUGACGAUGCCGAUCAAGACGUCGAAUACCAAGACGCGAUUGCUCAAGGAUGCGAAGAUAAGACAUCAAAGAAUAGGAUGGUCUGCUCACAGAAGAAAGAAGAGACCGAGGAGGAACAGGAGGCUCGUAAAAAACGUCAGAUGGAAAAGAACGCGUGGCGUUUCGAGGUUCUUGGCGUCUGCACAGAGUUUCCAAGGAUAAUCUCGGAAGCCGCCAAAAACUGCAAAGCCACACCAACUGUCGAGAAGCUUGCCGUACCGAAGAAGUAUAAAGGUGAUACUUGCAAAGAUCCAUACAAAAUUAGCGAAUGUGCGAAGGCGGCGCAAGCUUCGCCGUUGACCGAAGCCUUGGCUAAGCCGAAGUAUCAGGCGGAGCCCGUGACGAAAUCACCGCCGAGAGAAAAGGACGAGUUCGGCAUGCCCAUUUACCCUAAACCAGUUAUUGGCAAAGUGAUGCCAGAACGGAAACCUUAUCCAGAAGCCGAAUGUAAAACUGAAGAAGAGAAGGAGGAAGAGAGAAAAGCGAAAGAGGAGGAAAAACAAAAGAAGAAAAAACCGAUUGACAGGAUUGUUUUCGAGCUAACGAUUGACCCGGUGUUUGAUCCCCGCGCUGCGAAGAAACAGGCGAAAGAGAGAGAGCGUGCAGCUCAAGAGAAGGCUGAGAAAGAAGCGGCGGACCCGGAAAUGGGAGCUGACGGUGAAGCUGAGGGCGCGACCGACGAUGCAACCGCGGAUGAAGAAGUGUAAAAAAUCGAGAUAUCACGAGAAAUAAAACACAAUUCAGAUAACCUGGACGUGCAGUAAAUAACGCAAUUUCGUAAUAAAUUAAAUUGUAUUCAUGAAUGAA